Molecule: messenger RNA, 1998 nt
Organism: Lotus japonicus
Lineage: Eukaryota; Viridiplantae; Streptophyta; Magnoliopsida; Fabales; Fabaceae
Product: protein CHUP1, chloroplastic
Exons: 5
Coding region: 221-1420 (399 amino acids)
Biological process (GO): chloroplast organization
Cellular component (GO): chloroplast outer membrane
Source: RefSeq, a predicted model, not a curated record
UGAACUUGUGUGAAAUUUUCAAAACAUACCUAUCAAGACCAUUGCUACCAACUUGUCCACAAGGCCAUUGCAAGCAUCUUCAGGGGCAUUCUUGCAUAUUUAACUCCUACACAUACCAACCUUACUUCUAAAGGAAGACCAAACACACAAGAAAAAUUAUACAAGAUAUCAAAUUGAUAACUAUCUUAUAACAAUCAUUCUAAUGAAGUGAGCAGAGAAAAUGCUAAAGGAAGAGAAUGAGUCUGAGAUCACAUAUCUCAAAAAAAAAGUUGAACUUCAAAUGGCAAGGAAUGAGUCACUACAGAGAGAAAACCAAGAACUCAGAGAAGAAGUAGCUCGUUUGAAGUCACAGAUAAUUUCAUUCAAAGCACAUGACAUGGAGAGGAAGUCCAUACUAUGGAAGAAGAUUCAGAAAUCCAUAGAUGGAAACAAUGCUGAUUGUGAAAAGAGUUCAGAAAAUGGGAAUGUGCAUUCAAAUCCAGGUUUCCAAGACUCAGCUCCUAGAAAGGAUAAACCAGCACCAACAGCACCAACUCCUCCACCAAGGCCUUCUUCUAAUCUUCUUCCUUCACAUAAAAAUGAGAGAGGAAUCAAAAUGCAGCAAACAAUAGCACCUCCACCCCCUCCAUCACCAUCAAAAUCAUCAUUUGGUCUAAAAGCCGUGCGCCGCGUGCCGGAAGUAAUAGAACUCUAUCGAUCCCUUACAAGAAAAGAUGUUGCAACAGAAAACAGAAUCCAUCAAAAUGGAAUUCCAGUUGUAGCAUUCACCAGAAACAUGAUUGAGGAAAUUGAAAAUCGCUCAACUUAUCUCACAGCUAUAAAAUCAGAAGUUCAAAGACAAGGGGAAUUUAUCAGUUUCUUAAUCAAAGAGGUAGAGGCUGCUUCAUUUGCAGAUAUUUCUGAGGUGGAAACAUUUACUAAAUUUUUGGAUGGAGAACUAUCUUCAUUGGUGGAUGAACGGUCAGUGCUAAAGCAUUUUCCUCAAUGGCCUGAACAAAAAGUAGAUGCGCUCCGGGAAGCGGCUUGUAACUACAGAGAUCUGAAGAACCUUGAAGCUGAAGUUUCAUCAUAUGAGGACAACCCCAAAGAGCCCUUGGCUCAGGCUUUGAAAAGAAUACAAGCACUGCAAGACAGGUUGGAGAGAAGUGUGAGCACUAAAGAGAGGACAAGGGAGAGUACAAGCAAGAAAUACAGGAAUUUCCAUAUCCCUUGGGAGUGGAUGCUGGACACAGGCCUCAUUGGUCAGAUGAAGCUAAGUUCAUUGAGGUUGGCAAAGGAAUUCAUGAAAAGGAUAACCAAGGAAUUGGAGUCUUCCGAAAACUUGCAGGAAGAUAAUCUCUUAGUGCAAGGUGUUAAGUUUGCAUUCAGAGUACACCAGGUGGCUUUGAUCCAGAGACCACACAAACAUUUCAAGAAUUGAAGAAGAUUGGUUGUGCUAUCCCAAGCUAUAGUAGUAACCUGACCAAGUGCUCCAAACUUGUUAAAAUUUCCCAGAAACCUGUAUCAUAAUUUGUCUCCUAUAAUUAUUUGAAGACUUCACACAUCAGCAGCGGGAUUGACAAACCUUUUUUUCUCAUAUUAAUGUAAUUUAUCCAUGCAUUGCCCAUUUUAUAGAAGAGAGUAUAUGCUUCCUCAAUUAAACACUUUGUGACAUAAAUCCCCAUUUGAGUUUUUGGGCUUCAAAAAGCAAACCAUUCCUCAAAAUAGGAGGAAGAGUGAGGAAGAUGAAGGUAUUAGGGGCAAAUAGGAACACUAUGAGAGAGAUAUAGACAUAUGGAGGCUUCUGUUUCAUAUAGGGUGGGGGGGUGUUUUUUUAUAAGCAAAGAGAAUAUAUUGAAUGAACAAGGGGUACUUCAACCCAAUAUAAAGAGGAAUAUCUAACCCCCCCAACACCUGUUGGAGACACAGCUUAAUAAAAUAUGUCUCAUUAAAACCUUACCAUGAAAACUCUAUUGGGGAAAACCUUGGGGGGGGGGUGUUUAACCCAUGUAGUACAAC